AGGAGAGGAGAUCCAGUUUUCUCCACAGAGGACAGUGCUCCAGUUACAAUUCAGAAACAAGUUUUGGCUGCUGUGAAACUGCAGCACAGCUGGUCUCAGAUAUUCACUGGUGAGACAAUCACUCUCAGAUGUGAGAUUCAGGGAGGUGAAGGAAAGGUGUGGAAAUAUGAAUGGACAGCACCCAACACAAACAGCCCUCAACAUCCAGUGAAUACAGGAUCAGCACAGUUUCAGUGUCCCACAGUGGAGACUACAGAUGUCGGGGUAGCAGUGACUAUCUCUUAACAGGAUGGAGUGAUGCCUUCAGACUGACAGUUUCAUCAAGUAAACCCAGAGCCACACUGACAGAUGCUGUGCUAACUCUUGAACCCAACUGGUCCAGUUUUGUUAUUGAAGAGUCUGUUACCUUCAAAUGUGACAUGAAUGAAGGUGAAGACACUGACUGGGAAUACAAAAUCAACAAGGAUGGUCGAGAAUUUAGCCCCUACAACACACACAAAGACUAUACAUUAGAAAUUAGCUCUAAGGGUGACAGCGGUGAAUAUCAGUGCUCUGGUCUCAAAAAGAGCUCACAUGACACAAGGAACAGUAAUACUGUGUCUAUAACUGUAUUAGCAAAUAAACCCAGAGCCACACUGACAGCAGGAACAACAAUCAUACCAGCAGGGGGCAGUGUGACACUGAGCUGCUCUGUGGAGGGCUCUGCUGGCUGGAAUAUUUAUUGGUUCAGAAGUGAUUCAGUCUCCUCUGAAAUCCAGCUCAUAAGAGAAGGUGAAGCAAACAGAGUUAUUAGUGUCUCACAAGGAGGUCUGUACUACUGCAGAGGAGGGAGAGGAGAUCCAGUUUUCUACACAGAAGAGAGCAAUGAAGUCACCAUUACUGAAACCACAACUAAACCCAGAGCCACACUGACAGCACAAAGUUUAAUCAUUCCAGUAGGGGGCAGUGUGACCCUGACCUGCUCUGUGAACCCAUCAUCAUCAUCUGGAUGGAAAUACUACUGGUACAGAGAUAAUACCACAGUGGAUGUUGUCUCCCCAUCAAAUGGACAAAUCAGUGUCUCACAGGAAGGACUCUACAGGUGCAGAGGAGGAAGAGGAAACCCAGUUUACUACACAGAGGACAGCCAAGAAGUUCAGAUUAACAAAAUUGGAUCUGUCCUCACUGUGUCUCCAUCAUGGCUGAGUCCUGGAGCCUCAGUAACUCUGAACUGUGAGGUUGAACAUCCGUCUGCAGGAUGGAGCUUCUACUGGUAUAAAGCUGUUCCUGAUCUAUCAGAGAAAUCCUCCAGUUAUGAGCUGCUACCUGAUGGCAGUGGGACUGCACAGGACUCCUACAUCAUUCAUGGACAGACACACACAGCAGGAUAUGUGUGCAGAGCUGGAAGAGGAGACCCAGAGUAUCACACUGAUCACAGUCAACCAAAGUUUGUCUGGUCUGCAGAUGUUCAUUCAGCAGCGUCUCUCACAGUGAGUCCUGACAGAGUGCAACACUUCACCUCUGACUCUGUCUCACUGACCUGUGAGGGAAACUUCACUGAGUGGAGAGUGAGGAAGUUCUCUGAGGACGGCCGACUGUACUCUGACUGUAGGAGAAUGACUGGAUCCACAUGUAACAUCAACACAUCAAAGUCAGAUACUGCAGUGUACUGGUGUGAGUCUGGAUCAGGAGAGUUCAGCAGUGCAGUCAACAUCACUGUACAGAAUGAUGGUAAUGGUUCUAUCCUGGUGAGUCCUGUUCAUCCUGUGACUGAGGGAGCUUCUGUUAGUCUGAGCUGCAGUUUGAGAACACAAAAAAUACUUUCCAAUGUGUUUUUCUAUCACAAUGACAAACUUAUUCAAAAUGAUACCCGAGGGGAGCUGAAGAUCUCUGCAGUGUCAAAGUCUGAUGAAGGUUUCUACAAGUGUCAGUACUCAGGAAGAGAGUCAGCACAGAGCUGGAUGUCAGUUAAAGUCACUGUGUCAGGAGCUGACAGCUCUUCAUCUCCUGUGUGGUUGAUGGUUGGACUGGUUUGUGGAGUCUCUCUCAUUAUUAUUCUCCUGCUCUUGUUGUAUCGCUGCAGACAGUCCAAGUUUGCAGAUGAAACCCAAGAUGUCACAUAUUCUCUCAUUAAGCUUAAAGAUUUUGAAAAGAGGAGGAAGCAUCACAAACCAGAGGAGUGUGUUAUUUACUCUGAGGUGAAGACGGGAGCUGCAGAGGACAGUCUGAUGUAUGCUGAGGUCAAACAGCCCAAAAAGAAAAGCCAAGAAAAACAAAGGUCAGUGAGGAGAGCUGUAGCAGCAAAGCCAAGAAGAAGCUUUUAUGAAGCCACUCUUGCUCCUCUGAUAUCUAUGCUGUCAUUUUUAUGA
Molecule: messenger RNA, 2348 nt
Organism: Oreochromis aureus
Lineage: Eukaryota; Metazoa; Chordata; Actinopteri; Cichliformes; Cichlidae
Product: obscurin-like
Exons: 13
Coding region: 171-2348 (725 amino acids)
Biological process (GO): cell surface receptor signaling pathway
Molecular function (GO): transmembrane signaling receptor activity
Source: RefSeq, a predicted model, not a curated record